ACUUCACAAAUAUAUACAAAACAACUAUAGGCAGACAAAUUGAAAAUAAUUAACUGAGGAAAGGUGGAAGAAUUGGAGGUGGGAAAGGCUUCCUUAAGUGAUGGGAUUUUAGUUGGAAGCCAGGGAGAUCUGGAGGCAGAGUGAAAGAGGGAGAGCAUUCCCAGCAUGAAAGAUGGCCAUGAUCAGAGGCAAGAAAAUAUCCAGAGUUCAGAGACCACAGUUCUUAGAGUAGUGCAUAUGUAGGGGACCAAGGUUAUAAAAAGGUUAUAAAAAGCUAAAUUAUAAAUGCCAAAAUGAGGCAGUUGAACUAAGGUCCCCUGUGGAUCUAAGGUUUGUGAUCUCCGUAGUCCUUAUGUCUUUCUGAAAGUCUCUUUCCAAAUGACUGUGCUUUGUACAUAGUAGGUGUUUGAUGAGUGUUCCAUUGAAAAUGAUGAAGAAUCAUACAUGGUAACUGUUCUUUUUUUGCAUUGGAAACUUUAUCCAUGGUUUGAGAAGUACCUUUAUCUUCAGCUUUUUUUCUUAUGACAUAAAGACUGAAGGAUUUCUCUUAUUUGGUAAAUUAUUAAAUUUGUUCCUAGUUUACAUGACAUAACUUGGAGUUGUUGGGCAGUUAAAAGAGUUUCUGCUGAAACCCUCCUGAAUGAAUGAACAAAUCACUAAAUGACCAGAAUUCAUUCUGAUCGCACAAAGCUCUAUAGUCCUUGUCCUCCCAAGGAACAGCUGUAGGCAAUUCAGGGAAAGUUGUCUGGUCUAUUCUAAUGGAGCAGUUUAUCUGCUUUUAGCACCAGCAAGACUCUGAGCUGAUCUCAGUGGUUUGGGAGUGGAGUGGUUUGGGGGUGUGUGUUAUGUAUAUGUGUGUGUGUGUGAGUGAUAGGAUAUUCGGGGCGGGCACCUGUUGACUGUUUAAGGCAAUUUGUUUCUUAGUUCCAAAGUUGAAAAGAUAGAAGCUUACCUUUGGCAGUCUCUUUAAGUAUGGAGAAAGCUGGAGAAACAUAUUUGUGUUACCAUUUUUCAUGGGUGGAGAGGGGAGAGUUCAUGCUGUAACCUUAUAGGAAAUCUGUCAGCAUUAGCAACUUCCCCUUGCAACUGGACAAUUAGUUGGCAAUGUUUACAAUUCUUAUUUGAGUGGGACAUGUACCAAUUAGGUACAUGCCUAUUUUGUAGAUUUUUAAGAAACCAAUUCUGAAUUCCAAGGAUUGCUAGAGAAAAUAAGCCUACUUGUCUUUCUACAGGAAAUAUUCCUCAGAAUUCUGUUUCUUUCUUUAAAACUUUCUACAUUUGUUAGAUUCAGUGACACAUUGUCAGAAUUACUUAUCAGUCUUUUUUUUUUUUUUUUUUUUUCUUCUCUUUUGCUUAAGUUGAGUAUCUCAUAGUUCUUUUUGGUCCCUGGAUAGUAUCCUGACUCAGAUUGAGACAAUGAGUCUUGGAGUAGCUUGGACAGUUUAGGGAAAUCUUCACUAUUGGAUUCUGGUUCUGUAGAAAGCCAUACAUCCUUUGAUUGCCAAAGAAUCUAUGCACAGGACAAUCUGCUUUUCAGAAGAGGAAUCAGAUCCCCUGAUGUCUGGUUCAGUGUUAUCAUUUAUCUCACCUAUAGGUACAUGGGAAUAGGACUCUCUGCCCAAGGUGUCAACAUGAACAGACUGCCUGGUUGGGACAAGCAUUCAUAUGGUUAUCAUGGCGAUGAUGGACAUUCAUUCUGUUCUUCUGGAACUGGACAACCAUAUGGCCCUACCUUUACUACUGGAGAUGUGAUUGGCUGCUGCGUCAAUCUCAUCAACAACACUUGCUUCUAUACAAAGAAUGGACACAGCCUAGGUAUAGCUUUUACAGACCUCCCGGCAAACUUAUACCCCACAGUAGGCUUGCAGACUCCUGGAGAGAUCGUAGACGCCAACUUUGGGCAGCAACCCUUUGUGUUUGACAUUGAGGACUACAUGAGGGAAUGGAGAGCAAAGAUUCAGGGAACCAUUAAGCGUUUUCCCAUUGGUGACAGACUUGGGGAGUGGCAAGCCAUGCUACAGAACAUGGUCUCUUCCUACCUGGUGCAUCAUGGGUAUUGUGCUACUGCCACAGCUUUUGCCCGUAUGACAGAAACCACGAUUCAGGAAGAACAGACUUCCAUCAAGAACAGACAAAGAAUACAAAAGCUUAUGCUGGCAGGCCGAGUGGGAGAGGCCAUAGAGGCCACCCAGCAGCUCUAUCCUGGUCUCCUGGAGCACAACCCCAACCUGCUCUUCAUGUUGAAGUGCCGGCAGUUUGUGGAGAUGGUGAAUGGAACAGACAGUGAAGUUCGUUGUUUUAGUGCUCGAAGCCCCAAAUCCCAAGACAGCUACCCAGGGUCCCCCAGCCUCAGCCCUAGACAUGGACCCAGCAAUUCCCAUCUGCACAGCACCGGAGCAGAAAGCCCGAGCUGUAGCAAUGGGGUCACAUCCACCAAAAGCAAACAGAGUCACAGUAAAUACCCAGCCCUGAGCUCCUCCUCAUCGUCGUCGUCCUCCUCCUCCCCUUCGUCAAUCAACUACUCUGAGUCCAACUCCACAGACUCCACCAAAUCCCAGCAACACAGUAGUACAAGUAACCAAGAGACCAGUGACAGUGAGAUGGAGAUGGAUGCAGAACAUUAUCCCAAUGGAGUGCUAGAGAACUCAUCCACCCGAAUCAUGAAUGGUGCCUACAAACAUGAAGAAAUCCUGCAAACAGAUGAAUCUAGUAUGGAAGAUGGGCGUCCUCGGCGACAGCUCUGCGGAGGUAACCAGGCUGCCACGGAGAGAAUUAUCUUGUUUGGCCGGGAGCUGCAGACCCUCAGCGAACAGCUGUGCCGAGAGUAUGGCAAGAACCUGGCCCAUAAAGAGAUGUUGCAGGACGCAUUCAGCCUAUUAGCAUACUCCGACCCAUGGAACUGCCCUGUUGGUCAGCAGCUAGACCCUAUCCAGAGGGAGCCUGUGUGUGCAGCCCUCAAUAGUGCUAUUUUAGCUCUGCCAUGGUCUUCUGGUGAACUCUGGUGGCCUUUUGGUGAGGGCUCUGAAUUGGAUCAGAUCAGUCAUCCUAGUAUAGAGGCAGAGAGGGAAGCGACCCAAGAAAUCAUCCGGUGCAGCCCACAAGCCGGUCGAAACCCUCAGAAGGUCAGAAUAGUUCUGGAACCACCUAGGAACAUCGGGCCUCUUCCAGAGCAGAUCAAAAGGCCCAAAGCAGAUAGGUCCUCACAGCUCCAAAGGGAGGGGGCACCUUCAGUCCCAGAUGGAUCAUCUGCACCUCUUGAAAUCUGUAGGUAACAUCACCAAGGUCCUAUGGGCCCUCUGUCUUCAGGGAGAAUUGCCCAUACCAUCUCUGACCAUCUCCAGGGGACUCUUAAGCUGCAGGAGGCCACAGAGCUCUUGAAUCCUGAGGCUGAAUCAGGUUUUCUGUGGGUCUUCACAGAGCUGCUAAAAGGAGAGCCAAGCUCUUCUCUGGGAAAGUAAAAUAAGAGACAGGCCCCUUUCUUCAUUUCUUCCAGCCUUGAAGAGGGUUGCCACAUCAUCUAGAGGUGUGGUCAGGAAGGUCAUUUCUAGGAGAGACAUUCCUGUUACGGGGGAGCUGGGUGCUCUCUGGAAUAACUGUCAACUGAGACCCCUUCUCUGACUUGUGAUGCCAUGAUCCUAGCAUCAAACAUCCAGGCAGAUUCACAGAAACCAGCUCCCAGGCCCAGGCUCUCCCUAGCUCCUGCUGUGUUGACCUGUUCAGUCACAGCCCACUGAGGUUCCCAGAUAUGGGGCCAAAUAUUCUGAGUUUGGAGCAGUAUAAGCAUAGGAAGCAGGGAGUGGAUUCUCCAAAACAACAGGAAGUGAAUCCUAGAGGCAUUCCCUUUACCACAUCCUUUUUCUUGGAAGCUCUGGCUUUCUUUCUGUGGAUAGCGGAAAGGAAUUUAAGAGCCCUUUGUCCACUCUACUUCCGGUUGUGCCCAUUGGUCCCUGGUGGACUUAUCUAUCAGACCCUCCAAUAGGUGGGUGGGUUUGGUUGUGCAUGCCGUUCUGGGGACAGGGAUCCCUCUGUCCUCUCCCUUGAAGAUGGAGGAGAGAACAGAGUCUGCUGAUCUUGGGAUAUUGAUGCUCCUGGGUCAA
Sarcophilus harrisii (Tasmanian devil) is the source of this 4097-nucleotide messenger RNA. It is a transcript of the gene RANBP10, whose product is annotated as RAN binding protein 10. Gene Ontology annotation, biological process: cell surface receptor signaling pathway; cytoskeleton organization. The transcript is spliced from 15 exons. Gene Ontology annotation, cellular component: cytoplasm. The record is from RefSeq and is a predicted model, not a curated record. Lineage: Eukaryota; Metazoa; Chordata; Mammalia; Dasyuromorphia; Dasyuridae. Gene Ontology annotation, molecular function: protein binding. Bases 1599 to 3272 code for a protein of 557 amino acids.